AGCAAGUUACAAUCAAGUUUCCUUAAAGUGAAGUUCUAAGACUGCAAAAAGUUUAAAUUUACCAAAAAAAGAAUUAAAAACACAAUGAAAGUUCUAAUUGCAUUAUUUGUAGCAUUCUGUGCAGUUAGUGGAUUUAGUUUUCUUAAUCUUUUCUCAGAAUCUAUUGAGAUUGCACCAUUCAAUAGUUGUACUGGUAUUAAAGAUGGAACUCGACUCGCAAUUGCUGGAAACUGCAACGCUUUCACACUUUGUGACUCAGGAAUCGGAUUGAAUCUAACAUGUAGACUGUCUGAACCUCAUUUUGAUCCAUGCUUAAAAGUCUGUAGCAGUGAUAUGAAUGUUUGUAGUAAAACAUGCUCUGAUGAUACAACAACCACAGCAAGUACAACAACAACCACAACAACGAAGGCAGAAGACCCAACAACCACAACAACAACAACAUCAACAACAACAACAACAACAACAACUAAAGCACCAGUCACAACUACAACAACAAAGUUUGCUGUACCAACUGUCCCAAUAGGAUGUACUCCAUCAUGUUCAAAAACUUUCAAUACAACCGUUUGUGAAUGCACAGAAAAGUGGGUUUGUGUAAAUCAAGUGUGUACAUGUGAUGCUACAAAAGCAUGUCCAGUGGAUAGAGCAACGUGUGAGGGAACAGGAACUGGUGGUUGUGGAUGUGCUGAAAGAUGCGACUGUACUGGAACUGCACCCGAUGAGAAAUGUUUCUGCAUAGCAGAUGUAGUUUGUCCAUUUAACAAAGCUGAUUGUGCUGGUAUUUGUGAUUGUGCAGAACAAUGUGAUGAUACAGUUUGUAAAGAAGACACAGCAGUGGCGGGCACAUUCAUCUGUACAGCAUGCAAUAAAACAGCUCAAUGUUCAUUCGCAAAUACUGAAUGUGCAUCAAAGUGUGGAUGUGCUAAUAAUUGUAACUGUACAACUGACACAUCUUGCACUUGUAAUCCAAUUUGUGCAUGUAUUGAACCUCCAGUCGUUUGUCCUUUCAAACCUUCUGAUUGUGUAGCUAGAUGCGGAUGUGAUAAGCGUUGUGAAGCAACUUGUAAUGGUGACUUUUGUGUCUGUGAUCCCGCAGUUAAAUGCAUAUAAAGUUAAGUUUUUGUUAAUAUUAGGACUAUCAGAACUUAUUAAGGCAGUGUUUUUUGGUCCACGGCACAGUACCAACCAGCCAGACGAACAAAUUGCAUUGUUAAGCUUCCUUUUUAAAAUCAGCGUUAAAAACAGUUAAAAUUUCAGUUAUAAAUAACUUUGCAAUGCAUCUGAGAAGUUCUCAUAGUAAACUAGUGUGCCGCAACCAACAGAUCAAGAAUCACUGUCUAUCUAUUAUUAAGUAGAUUUUGGUGUAGGAUAUGGAC
Molecule: messenger RNA, 1373 nt
Organism: Chironomus riparius
Lineage: Eukaryota; Metazoa; Arthropoda; Insecta; Diptera; Chironomidae
Source: the annotation of a GenBank genome assembly